Messenger RNA from Notolabrus celidotus (New Zealand spotty), 966 nucleotides. It is a transcript of the gene mycbp, whose product is annotated as MYC binding protein. Lineage: Eukaryota; Metazoa; Chordata; Actinopteri; Labriformes; Labridae. Gene Ontology annotation, cellular component: nucleus. The record is from RefSeq and is a predicted model, not a curated record. Bases 191 to 505 code for a protein of 104 amino acids. Gene Ontology annotation, biological process: regulation of DNA-templated transcription. The transcript has 5 exons. Gene Ontology annotation, molecular function: transcription coactivator activity.
UAACGAGGAGCACCUGAACGCAGCAUCCAGCCUGCUCACUGCCGGUUGCUUGGAGGUAGUUUAUAACCGAAACUUAACUUUACCGGCUCAACCGUGUUCCUGUUUGUCGUAACUGGGUGUGCGUUACUAAGCUGGACACGAAACAGUGUGUUUUAUCGAAGAAAGUCAACAAUACAGCCUUUUUUUCACCAUGUCACACCACAGAGCUCAAGACCCCAAAAGGGAGCAGUUUAGGAGAUACCUGGAGAAAGCUGGGGUUGUUGACAGUCUAACAAGUGUUUUAGUGGCUCUGUAUGAAACCCAAGAAAGACCCAGCAAUGCCCUGGAAUUCGUGAAGCAGCAUCUCGGUGCAGCUGACACAACCUCAGAGGACACGGAGGCUCUGCAGGAGGAGGUGCGUGACCUGAGGCAGAGGUGUGGACGUCUGACAGAGGAAAACAAAGACCUCAAAACAAGGCUUCAGCGUUACGAGCCUGCACCUGAAGAUGGAGCCACAGCUGAAUAGACCUGAGCAGAGCUCCGGUUUGCUUCCUAUGUUUUGUUAUUUUAUACUGCUGCCACUUUAGAUUUAAAGAAGAAGCGAUGCUGUCAAGUGAAAGCCAGCGAUUUUUAUGUGGCUGUGCCGUUUUUGUUUUUGUAAAUCUUAGUUUCUGAUGUGUUUCUUAGAAUCUAACUUAUUCUGUACGUGUGUGUAAAUAUGUUUUUCUUUCUUGGCUUUAAAAUAGUUUGUAAGUGCCCUCCCACAAAAACUGCACAAGUGGGUUCUUUAAAAAGGGGAGUUUUUUGAGUAUCCUGUGUUAGAAAAUAACAAAUUAUUAUACUGCAGGUAUCUUUAUUUUGCUGUCAUAGAAACACUUUACCCAGAUCCACAUAGCAAUGUGUGACAAAGACACAUGUAGUUUAUUUUUAAAGAUCUGGUGAAGGUAAAAGUUAUAAAAAAUAAAUAUAAUACUUCAAACAAAACAA